UCUCAUUCUCGAUCGGAGAUCAUGGCCAUCAUAGCUCCAGCAGCACUGGUAGUGAUAGUAGUUGUGUCGCCGCUCGCCGCCGGUGGAGCAGCACCUCCGUCUCCGGCUAUCGGGAUGCCAGGCUGUGACACCACCUGCGGCAACAUCAGCGUGCCGUACCCGUUCGGCAUGGGGCCGGCCAGGUGCUACCACUCGCCGGGGUUCAACCUCACCUGCGACAACACCAUAACGCCGCCGCGGCUCCUGCUCGGCGGAGGCGGCAUUCUCCAAGUCGAAGGCUUCAUCCUUGAGAUGUCCAUGGUGCUCGUCAGGCGCACCCCCGGCGACAUAAGAGUGGACGCCGACGACGGCAGCGGCUCCUUGUUCGCCGCAGGCCUCGGCAACGCCGACGAAGGUGCCUACAUCAUGCUCCCGGACGUCUGGAACGAGCUCGUCCUGCUGGGAUGCAACGUCCGGGCGACUCUGCUGGUCAGCAGCGGCGGCGACAGCGGCAACGGUACCGUCGUCAGCGCCUGCUCCUCCUUGUGCGGGGAAAAAGGCCACGGGCCCUUGAGGGACGUGCCGUCCAGCCUCGAGAGCAGCAUGCUGUGCACCGGCGAAGGCUGCUGCCAGGCGCCUAUCGUCGCCGUCAAGGCAGCGGCGGUAUCAGGGUCCUCCUACUCCGUGCAGAUCGAGUGGUUCGGCCGGAACAACCGCAGCGCCGACGAGGAGCGGAUGCCCACGCGGGUGUUCGUCGCCAACAAGGGGUGGUUCGAGAACAAGAAGGUCUCCAGGCAGCUCUUGUAUCCCAAACGGUCGCCGGCGAAGGAUGUCGCCACGGGAGUACCAAUUUGGCUGAGCUGGGAGUUCGGCCAGGAUCCUUCUCGUAAUCAUCGUCAUAGCAAUAUCUCUUCUUCUUCCACCGUCAGGUGUGAUGAUGAUCUUACACAAGUCGGCUAUACGUGCUACUGCAAACAGGGCUACCAAGGCAAUCCCUACAUCCCCGACGGAUGCCAAGAUAUCAAUGAGUGUGAGCUGCCAGAAGACUACUGCCCUGGUGGCGUAUGCACAAAUACGAUUGGAAGUUUUGACUGCGGGUGUCCGCCUGGAACCCAUGGCAACAAUUCCACACCCGGUGGCUGCGUCCCUUUCAUCUCUGAAGCUGAUAGGUGCAGCCCGUCCUGCGGGGAAGUACAUGUGCACUACCCAUUCGGCGUCGGUCCAUCCCACUGCUACCGGCCAGGCUUCAACCUCACCUGCGACUAUCCCGGCAGCGGCAAGCCACCACGAUUGCUGCUCGAUAGCUACGGUGCCUUCCAAAUUCAAGAAAUCUCGAUCCAGAAUUCUACACUGCGUGUUACUAGCUCCGUCGCCACUAUCGAAGCUGAAACGAUAAAUCCUUACUCCUUCCAUUUCAAUAAUUACUUCAGUGAAGGAGGCGACGCACUCUUCUCUCUAUCCACCCGCAACGAGCUCGUCCUCUCAGGGUGCAAUGUCCAAGCAACAUUGUUGGGGCCUGGUGACGACCCGACCAUCGUUAGCGGUUGUGCCACAUUCUGUUCCGACUCUGAUAUGAACGCAGGGAGGGUGCCCAUUGCAAGCCAUGCCAGUGACAAAAAGAGUUGUUACGGCAUGGGUUGUUGCCGGGCGCCUAUAUCUACGUCAAUUGAUGGCAUGCCUGACAUGCUGAGCUUCAAAUUUGCUGACCCUAAUAGCGUCCAGAACAACUCACAACCCCCAUAUGCAUUGAUCGCCGAGGAGGGGUGGUUUGACAAUCGGCUCAUCUCCGACCAGCAGAUCCAUGCGCAUAAAAGCAAGUUGAGGUUUAAGCCUAAUGUUCCUAUCAUUCUUCAGUGGGAGGUGUUGCACCCAUCUGGCUUACCCAACGCCAACAUGAAGUCACUUCAAAAAUGUCCCACGGAGGUAGCCGCCAACAUUUGCAAGAGCACGAACAGCCACUGCAAACCAGGGAACAGAGGUUAUUCUUGCCGGUGUCGCGAGGGUUACCACGGCAAUCCCUAUGCCCCCAAGGGAUGCAAAGGUGGCCCCGUGACACUGAAAGGUAUAAGUGUCAUUAUAGGAGUUUCUUGCGGGAUGGGUCUCGUGAUUUUGGUUCUCGCAUCACUAUUUGUUUCCAAGAAAUUGAAACAUCGGAGAACCCAUAUGUUAAAACGAAAGUUCUUUGAGCAAAAUCAUGGACAACUGUUGGAACAGUUGGUAUCUCAAAGAGCUGGUAUUGCAGAACAAAUGAUCAUAACCUUGGAAGAGCUAAACAAGGCAACACACAAUUUUGAUAAAGAUCUUGUGGUUGGCGGUGGAGGGCAUGGUACUGUUUAUAAAGGGAUUUUAUCGAACCAACAUAUUGUGGCCAUCAAGAAACCAAAGAAGGUGAUUCCAAAGGAGAUUGAUGAGUUUAUAAAUGAGGUUGCCAUCCUAUCACAAAUCAACCACAAAAAUGUCGUAAAACUCUAUGGUUGCUGCCUUGAAACCGAAGUCCCCAUGUUGGUGUAUGAGUUCAUAUCCAAUGGGACUCUUUAUGAUCAUCUUCAUGUUGAAGGGCCAAUAUCAUUGUCGUGGAAUAAUAGGCUGCGGAUAGCCACAGAAACGGCCAAGUCGCUCGCCUAUCUUCACUCAACUGCGGCAAUACCUAUCAUCCACAGAGAUGUCAAGUCUGCUAACAUACUUCUGGAUGAUACUCUCGUAGCAAAGGUAGCCGACUUUGGAGCUUCAAGGUACAUUCCGAUGGAGAAAUCCGGGUUAACAACAAGAGCUCAAGGUACAAGAGGAUACUGGGAUCCUAUGUACUUUUACACUGGACGGCUCACGGAGAAAAGUGAUGUUUACAGUUUUGGGGUUGUCCUUGUGGAGCUGCUAACCAGGAAGAAACCAUUUUCGUAUCUGUCCUCAGAUGACGAGAGUCUUAUAGUACAUUUUGUUACCUUGUUUUUAGAAGGAAAUUUGCUCCAGAUAUUAGAUCCACAAGUUAUCCAGGAAGGUGGCAAAGAAGUCCAAGAAGUCGCCGCUAUUGCAACAUCAUGUGUGAAAUUAAGUGGAGAGGGUCGCCCAACCAUGAGGCAAGUGGAGUUGACGCUAGAAGGCCUCCGUGCAUCCGAGGAGCAUGUUUUAGAUAAGGUAGUGGCUAAAAAGGUUUACAAUAACAAUAUCAAGGUAGGCGUUCAAUCUAAUACAUUAGUUAGAAAAGGUAAUGAGGGGUCGACCAGACGGUAUAGUAUGGAAGAAGAGUUCAUACUAUCUGCAAGUUAUCCUUGGUAGUCUGCUUUACAAGGGACAUAAUUAUUCCAACUUAGUGAAAUUGUGUUCAAGGAAAAGAUUUCUUAUGUUGACUCAACAGCUUUGUUUUGAUGUAUAUCCAGUUAUCCAAUAGUACCUUUGUGAA
Messenger RNA from Triticum aestivum (bread wheat), 3376 nucleotides. RefSeq names its product wall-associated receptor kinase 5. The transcript has 5 exons. The record is from RefSeq and is a predicted model, not a curated record. Gene Ontology annotation, molecular function: ATP binding; polysaccharide binding; protein serine/threonine kinase activity. Gene Ontology annotation, biological process: protein phosphorylation; cell surface receptor signaling pathway. Bases 22 to 3252 code for a protein of 1076 amino acids. NCBI's taxonomy places the organism in Eukaryota, Viridiplantae, Streptophyta, Magnoliopsida, Poales, Poaceae. Gene Ontology annotation, cellular component: plasma membrane.